Molecule: messenger RNA, 615 nt
Organism: Acanthamoeba castellanii str. Neff
Lineage: Eukaryota; Discosea; Longamoebia; Acanthamoebidae
Product: START domain containing protein
Exons: 2
Coding region: 1-615 (204 amino acids)
Molecular function (GO): lipid binding
Source: RefSeq, a predicted model, not a curated record
AUGACUGACUACACGGCUAUCGCGAAGGAGACGUUGAACUUGGCCAAGGAGCUGAGGGAGAUGGCUGAUGGAUGGACCACGCUCAAGGAGGCCGAGGGCGUCCUGCUCGAGGCCAGGCCGCGCGAGGGCAGCUACAUCAACUGCUACCGCGUCUCGGGCAAGGUGGCACGCUCGCCCAAGGAGGCCGCCGAGCAGUUCUGGAACUGGGGCAAGGAGGAGUGGCAGAAGAUGUCGGCUGAUGUGCAAGAGUACGAGGUCAAGGUGCCCGACCUGGAGGGCAACCCGGACAUGAAGAUCGUCUACCAACGUGCCGCGCUCCCCUGGCCCCUGUGGCACCGCGACGUGUGCCUCUUGAUGUGGAAAACGCAAGAUGAGGCUGAGGGAUCUCACGCGGUCAUAGUCAAGUCGGUGCCCGAGCUACCCAGCAGCUACGUUCGCGCCACGGUCUUGCUGGGCGGCUACGUCUUCCUGCCGGUCGAGGGCGACAGCUCAUCUUCGCGCGUGGUGCGCCUCGUGCACAUCGAGCCGAAUGGAAGCAUCCCUUCGACCAUUGUCAACAUGAAGGCCACUGAACUGCACCAGCAGAUGCUGUCGUUCCAGGCCAUGUUCUGCUGA